UCUGAUUCUUUAUUUCUGAUUGUUUGUGAUUGCAUUUUACAUUUCAUCAUCAGUGUUUCAUAAGUCACUAAAUAAGAAAUAUGACUACCUAUUUGUUGAGCAGUUUACUUCCUUUUACUUAAGCAGAUGAACCAAACUGUGUGAAGUAAACAAUGCAAGAAGCAGGGUUGUGAUAUUUAUAAAUGAGCUUGUGUUUGCAGAGGUCUCUGCAGAAUCUUACAUAACACCCAUGUGCUCCCACAUGCUUUACGCUGCACCACGCGGGCCGCGCUCCGCCUCUGUAUGCAAAAACAGGGAGUCGGCCUGCUCUGUCUCUUAGUCUCCUGAGCCUACACAUCUAUUCAUCUGCAGUAGAGUGGUAUGCAUGUCUCUGUAGUAUUUUUUAAGUUUUGCAUUGUGGCUUGUGCGAAGUAUCCCAUAAACAGACAGAAACAAUUGCCCCAACUGCAAUCUGCUUUUUUAUGUAGUAGUUCCUUUUUCAUAUACUAGUUGUUUGUUUAUAGAUUUCACCUAAUCUUACGUCACAUAGUGAAUCAUAAUUUCAAGACACUACUUCAAUGAACACUCCUAAUUUUAACUUUAUGUAGAAACUCCAAAGCUUAAAGUCAGUGUCCUUUGCAUCCAAGUUAUUUCAUCAAGAUUAUUUGAUUUUGCCUCAGCCUGAGCCACUGAUCAAUCAUGUUUACUUUAUGUGUCUAACAGAAACCAGCCAACAUCCUGGUGAUGGGGGAGGGUCCAGAGCGAGGCAGGGUUAAGAUUGCUGACAUGGGUUUUGCCAGGCUCUUUAAUGCUCCCCUGAAGCCCCUAGCUGAUUUGGACCCUGUGGUGGUGACAUUUUGGUACAGGGCCCCAGAGCUUCUGCUAGGGGCUCGGCAUUACACCAAAGCCAUAGAUAUCUGGGCCAUUGGCUGUAUCUUCGCUGAGUUGCUGACGUCAGAACCUAUCUUCCAUUGUCGCCAGGAGGAUAUUAAGACAAGCAACCCCUUCCACCAUGACCAGCUGGACCGCAUCUUCAGUGUCAUGGGCUUCCCAGCAGAUAAAGACUGGGAGGACAUUCGGAAAAUGCCAGAGUACCCCACCCUGCAGAAAGACUUCAGGAGGACCACGUAUGCCAAUAGCAGCCUCAUUAAAUACAUGGAGAAGCAUAAAGUUAAAGCGGAUAGCAAAGUGUUCCUGCUGCUCCAGAAACUGUUGACUAUGGACCCCACCAAGAGAAUCACAUCAGAGCAGGCACUGCAGGACCCCUACUUCCUGGAAGAGCCUCUGCCGACUACUGAUGUGUUCGCAGGCUGUCAAAUUCCCUACCCAAAACGAGAAUUUUUAAAUGAAGAUGAGCCCGAAGAAAAACCAGAAAAGGCACAGCACCAGCAGACCACUGCGCAGACACAGGUUUUGCCCCCCCAGCAGGCCCCUUCCCAGAGCGCCCAGACCAACGGCACCGGAGGGACUGCAGUUACCACCUCUUUGCAACAUGCUCAAGACCAGGGAUUGCCGAACAAGAAGCCACGCAUGGGACCAACAGGAGCCUCCUCAGGCACAGGGGUGUUGCAAUCUGACUAUCAGCACUCCAGCUCACGGCUUGGGUACCAAAGCACUAUACAAAGCUCGGGGUCCCAGAGCAGCAUGUACACAUCCUCGCAGCAGAGCUCCCAGUACCAGAGCCAUCGGUACUGAUGACUCAGCAGAACUGGGGGACUGAAUGAAAGCCUACUUCCAACUACAGCUGUCUUCAUAUGCACAUUAUUUGACAUUGCACCUUUGUCUUAGUAUUUAUUUUAUUUUUAAUCUAUUUACCUAGUUAUUGAGGUUUUUAUUUUGUAAAUAUUGUUAUAUAGUAGAUCCAACUAUCACUUCUUCUGCAAUUACCCCCUUUUCAAGAAGGGUUUUUAACAGCCAAAAGAGAGAGUGGAGUCAAGAUUUUGAAAUACUCAAGAACACCUAAUCCUUACCUUAACACUUAAAGAAGACAUAUUAUGUUGUUUUUUUUCACUUAACAAAAUAACAAACUAUAACAUACACAUAAAUAUUUCAUAUUUUGCUGCAAUAUUGAUCUAAAACAACCUAAUAAUAGAAAAAUGGUCUGUUAACUUCCUUUUCAAAGAUGGAAGCUAAGAGGCCCUACCUCUUCACAGUGGCAUUUCAGUGUAACGUAGCGUAUUUUCAUUUACAUGAUUUUAUAUGUGGAAAAAAUGAUAUAUAUUUUGAAUAAAUGCAACUAAGUACUGGUUUGUGGGUUGGGAUGGGGGGCAUGAAAACACACAUUUUCUCAGCACUCAAAUGCAGGAAUCAAUCAAAAUACAAAGUGUAGUAAGGUAAAUAUGAUGGAGAACCCUUAUGAAUUUAAUUAAUUUACAUAAUAUGUCUCCUUUAACCAACGUUUGUCUUUAUCAUGUAUAUAUAUAUUACUUGUUUAUAGCAUUUAAAUGCUUUUAAAUAUCUGAGUAUUUGUCACAGGAACUGACUAGGAACAUCUAAUAGUGAUGCUCUGCUUAUGGCUGAUGGAGUAGAGCCAUUGACUGGAGCUCAGCACCAGCCUUUUUCAGGGAAAAGCUCCACAAAGACCACAGGGUACUGUGGCUCCACCUACUGUUUCAAAGUCAUACUUCAGCAUCAGUAUCAUACAAAAGUAUUCAUUUGUGAAGAGAGUUUAUACUCUAGCCAGUGCGGAUUGCAUGUACUGUACUGUGUACAGACGCAGAUUAUUGAGUACAUUACGUGGUAUUUAUCAUCUUAAUCUUAAUUGUUCCAAUUCUGGCUCCCGCAUGCAUUUCUGAAGACAUAUAUAUAUACUGUACAGACGCAGACAUAAAGAUGUGAUAACUGUAAAUGCACUGAUGCCGCUCAAAUUAUUUUAUUGUUUUCAUGGCUUAAUGUCUUGCUGUUGUUGAAAUAAAAUAAUAUCAGUACAAUAAAGGAUAAGUCCACGUAUGUAAAGAGUUACGGCACACUUUCCCACUUCCCCUCAACUGAUUGCGGUGGGUGACUCUUACUCACCAACAAAGUCAGGGAUUUUGUAGGAUUAUAGUCAGGUGUAUGAUCAACCAGUAAUACCAAACAGGUGCUAAUGUUCAUCAAUGUCACAUGUAGGUUGGAACACAGUCACGAACUGCAACAGAAAAAGCUUAAAACUGGGUGAGAACAGCCAAAACUCUGCUACCAAGGUGAGGUUGUGGAAGACAGUCUCAUGUCACAGGUCAUACACCAUUUCGAAGCAGACUGGGGUUUCAAGAUGUGCUGUUCAAGCUCUUUUGAAGAAGCACAAAGAAACAGGCCCUGCUGAGGAUCAUAGACACAGUGGUUGGCCCAGGAGACUUAUUGCAGCAGAUGAAAGGCACAUCAAGUUUAUUAGCCUUCAGAAUCGGAAGCUGCCAGCAGUGCCAUCAGCUCAGAACUGGCAGAAGCCAGUGGGGCCCAGGUACACCCAACUACUAUCCAGAGAAGUCUGGCCAGAAGUGGUCUUCCAGGAAAAGUUGCAGCCAGAAAGCCAUACUUCCGAUGUGGAAACGUGGAAAGGCCAAGAAGGCAGUUUGUUCAUCAAAGGGCUCUAGAGCAGUACCAUGAGUGUCUGCAGGCAACAGUGAAGAAUGGUGGAGGUUCCUUAAACAUUUGGGGCUGAAUUUCUGCAAAUGGAGUUGGAGAUUUGGUCAGGAUUAAUGGUAUACUCAAUGCCAAGAAAUACAGGCAGAUACUUAUCCAUCAUGCAAUACCUUUAGGAGGCGUAUGAUUGACUCCAAUUUAUUCUGCAACAGGACAAUGACCCCAAACAUACUACCAAAGUCAUUAAGAACUAUCUUGAAGGUAAAGAAGAACAAGACAUUCUGGAAGUGAUGAUAUGGCCCCACAGAGACUAGCUCACAUCCACAGAAGAUCUGUGGUUAGUUCUUCAAGAUGUUUGGAACAACCGACCAGUAUACCUAGAAGAAUUGAUGCUCUUUUGAAGGCAAAGAGGAUGGUCACACCAAAUAUUGAUUUGAUUUAAAUUUCUCUUUUGUUCAUUCACAUUCAUUUGUUCAAAUGAUUAACACUUCCAUUUUUUCAUACCUGCCUAUAACUUUUUCACAGAACUGUGUGUAUAUAUAUAUAUAUGUAUGUGUUUGUAUGUGUAUAUAUAAAAUUAUUUUUAUUCAACCUUC
Messenger RNA from Boleophthalmus pectinirostris (great blue-spotted mudskipper), 4133 nucleotides. Its product is annotated as cyclin-dependent kinase 19-like. Gene Ontology annotation, cellular component: mediator complex; nucleus; cytosol. Gene Ontology annotation, biological process: protein phosphorylation. The transcript is spliced from 9 exons. Bases 724 to 1674 code for a protein of 316 amino acids. The record is from RefSeq and is a predicted model, not a curated record. Gene Ontology annotation, molecular function: RNA polymerase II CTD heptapeptide repeat kinase activity; cyclin-dependent protein serine/threonine kinase activity; ATP binding. NCBI's taxonomy places the organism in Eukaryota, Metazoa, Chordata, Actinopteri, Gobiiformes, Gobiidae.